Histoplasma capsulatum G186AR is the source of this 4347-nucleotide messenger RNA. RefSeq names its product calcium P-type ATPase. The coding region runs from base 1 to 4347 and encodes 1448 amino acids. Gene Ontology annotation, biological process: calcium ion transmembrane transport; intracellular calcium ion homeostasis. NCBI's taxonomy places the organism in Eukaryota, Fungi, Ascomycota, Eurotiomycetes, Onygenales, Ajellomycetaceae. The transcript has 4 exons. The record is from RefSeq and is a predicted model, not a curated record. Gene Ontology annotation, molecular function: ATP hydrolysis activity; P-type calcium transporter activity; ATP binding. Gene Ontology annotation, cellular component: membrane; intracellular membrane-bounded organelle.
AUGUCACAGCCGCCAGGAGAUGAUGGCUCCUCCCCUCCCGCAGGCCCUCCUCUACGGCGUGAGCGUGCGCCUACCAUUACAAUAGAUACUUCCGCCGUGAGUGCUGUUGGUGAGCCAUCCCAACUCCAUGGACCUCCAGAUGGAAUACCGCCUCCACCGCGAAUUUCCACCGAAAAUUCAGAUGAAGGCUCCAGACUCCCCGACGAAACCACACCCACUGCUGAGCUGCGCUCUGUUAAUUCUUUUGAGGGAAGGGAUAAGGGAAGCCGCCCAACGUCGCCCCAUAACGUAUCGUCGCCAGCUGCAAAAUGGCCCGAAAGCCAAUCCCAUAACUUCUUAGCUGUUCCUGGGACUCGAUCGCGGGGGAACUCUCUAGAUUCGGAAGAGGUAAACAAUUCUCCUGGUUCUGUUUGGAGUGACACAUGUGUUGCGUCUGCACCUUCGGCUCAAGAUCGCCCGUCUCGAGAUGGUGAUCGCGAUGCACAUGAUAUUACGAAAGACCCCAAUGCACUGAAGCCGGAUCCCGGCACGGAGGAUGAUUUUGUAGUCGAAAACAAUAAAUUCGCAUUUAGCCCAGGCCAAUUGAACAAAAUGCUGAAUCCCAAAAGUUUAUCUGCAUUCUACGCUCUAGGUGGACUCGCAGGGCUUGAAAAGGGGUUGCGAUCAAAUUGCCAGACCGGCCUCAGUCUCGACGAAAUGGUUUUGGAGGGGAAGGUCAGCUUUGAGGAGGCAACCAAGCAGGGCGGCAGAAACCUUGAUACGCAGGAUCUAAAGUUGCGCCCCCGAGUUAUGAGCUUGAAAGUGGACACCGAUGAAAAGCAUGCGAAGGAGCGCAGAUACGUCGACCGAAAACUGGUCUUCAGUGACAAUCGACUGCCAGCGAAGAAAGCUAAAUCAUUCUGGGAACUCGCUUGGAUUGCCUACAAUGACAAGGUGUUGAUACUACUCUCUAUCGCAGCCGCGAUAUCUCUCGCUCUUGGAAUAUACCAGUCCUUGACAGCGGAAGACGGCGAACCCAGGAUACAAUGGGUUGAGGGAGUGGCUAUCAUCGUUGCUAUUGUAGUUGUGGUUGCUGUCGGUGCUGCUAACGACUGGCAAAAGGAACGGCAGUUUGUGAGGCUCAAUAAGAAAAAGGAGGACCGGAUGGUCAAGGUUAUGCGAUCUGGAAAAUCCGUGGAAAUAUCUGUUUAUGAUAUUCUUGCUGGGGAUGUGAUGCAUCUUGAGCCUGGUGACAUGGUUCCCGUUGAUGGCGUAUUUAUUGACGGCCAUAAUGUGAAAUGUGAUGAAUCUUCCGCAACCGGCGAAUCCGAUCUUUUGCGGAAAGUCCCCGGGAUGGAAGCAUAUCGAGCAAUUGAAAACCAUGAAAGUCUUUCGAAAAUUGACCCGUUUAUCCUCUCAGGCGCUAAAGUUUCUCAGGGUGUUGGCACCUUCCUUGUCACUUCUACGGGUAUUAAUUCCAGCUAUGGAAAGACCCUGAUGUCGCUCCAAGACGAGGGAGAGACAACUCCUUUACAGACGAAGCUUAACAUCCUUGCUACUUAUAUAGCAAAGCUUGGUCUUGCAGCAGGUCUAUUGCUCUUCUUGGUUUUAUUCAUCAAAUUUUUGGCGAGUUUGAAAAAUAUUCCAGGUGCUACUGCAAAAGGUCAAAAUUUCCUUCAGAUUUUUAUUGUUGCUGUCACUAUCAUUGUCGUUGCAGUCCCAGAGGGAUUACCACUCGCCGUUACACUAGCGCUUUCGUUCGCCACUAACAGAAUGUUGAAGGACAACAACUUGGUGCGUCUAUUAAGGGCUUGCGAGACCAUGGGUAAUGCGACCACUAUUUGCUCGGAUAAGACGGGUACACUCACCCAGAACAAAAUGACUAUUAUCGCUGGCACAAUUGGAACUGCUUCUCGCUUUGGUGAUAAAGCUAGCCAAGACACCUCUGAUCAAAAUAACCUCAGUCAAAAUCCUCCGGAAACGAACGACGUCUCGCCGACAGAAUGCAUCUCUACGUUAUCAUCCUCAGUCAAGGAUCUUUUGAAACAAUCUAUUGUAUUGAACUCGACCGCAUUCGAGGGUGAUGAAGAUGGAGUUACAACAUUUAUUGGGUCUAAAACUGAAACAGCACUCCUCAACUUUGCUCGAGAUUAUCUUGCCUUGGGAUCUCUUAGCGAAGAAAGAUCCAACGCAACGAUCGUUCAACUUAUUCCAUUUGACUCUGGUCGAAAAUGCAUGGGUGUCGUCAUGAAACUCUCUGAGGGCAAAUUCAGGUUACUUGUUAAGGGCGCUUCCGAGAUUCUCAUUGCAAAAUGCACAAAAAUUGUUCUCGACCCGGCCGGCGAGUUAGCCGAGGCUCCUCUCACGGACAGCAACAGGACUACUCUCAAUAAUAUUGUGGACAGUUAUGCAUCAAGAUCAUUACGCACAAUUGCUCUGGUCUACCGAGAUUAUGAACAGUGGCCCCCUCGCGGCGCUCCUACCCAAGAAUACGAUCGUAGCUUGGCGGUUUUUGAAUCAAUUUUCAAAGAAAUGGUUUUUCUGGGUGUUGUGGGCAUUCAAGAUCCUCUGCGUCCAGGUGUUACAGAUUCCGUCAUUCAAUGUCAAAAAGCUGGAGUGUUCGUCAGGAUGGUCACCGGCGAUAAUUUAACAACCGCUAAAGCUAUAGCCCAAGAGUGUGGCAUAUUUACGGCCGGCGGAAUUGCAAUGGAAGGCCCCGUAUUCCGGACCCUUCGUUCCCAGCAAAUGAGCCAGGUCAUACCAAGAUUGCAGGUCCUCGCGCGAUCCAGCCCAGAAGAUAAAAAGAAAUUGGUUUCUCAGUUGAAAAGGCUGGGCGAGACCGUAGCUGUCACUGGCGAUGGUACUAACGAUGCUCCAGCGCUGAAAGCAGCUGAUGUAGGUUUCUCUAUGGGCAUUGCUGGCACUGAAGUUGCUAAAGAGGCUUCUGCUAUAAUACUUAUGGAUGACAAUUUCACAUCUAUUGUGAAGGCCAUGGCUUGGGGGAGGACAGUUAAUGAUGCCGUAAAGAAAUUUUUACAGUUUCAAAUCACGGUCAACAUCACAGCCGUUCUUGUCACCUUCGUCUCCGCCGUAGCCGAUGACGAUGAGGAAUCGGUUCUCACAGCUGUUCAGCUUCUGUGGGUCAAUCUCAUCAUGGACUCAUUCGCUGCGCUGGCUCUAGCAACCGACCCCCCAACCGAUACCAUUCUUGACCGGAAACCGGAACCCAAAUCCGCUCCAUUAAUCACGAUAACCAUGUGGAAAAUGAUAAUAGGACAGUCGAUCUAUCAGCUUGUCGUCAUAUUCAUUCUCAAUUUCGCAGGGGAAAAUAUUCUUAAUUACGAAUUUAGCGGAGGGAAUGCCGAGAAUGAAAUGGGUCGCUUCAAAGCCCUUAUUUUCAACACGUUCGUUUUUAUGCAGAUAUUCAACCAAUACAAUUCGCGACGUAUUGACAAUGGUUUCAAUAUAUUUGAAGGAAUACUUCACAAUGCAUGGUUCAUCGCCAUUCAGUUUGUUAUCGUCGCUGGUCAAGUCCUUAUCAUCUUCGUUGGCGGCGAAGCAUUCCAUACAAAGCCCCUGAAUGGCGUCGAAUGGGCCGUCUCUAUCAUCCUAGGCCUCUUGUCGAUGCCCAUGGCUGUUGUUAUUCGACUGAUACCGGACGAGUUCAUCCAGAAGUUAAUCCCUCAGAGGUGGGCUCGCAAGAAGACAAGUCCACAAGUUGUCGUCUCAGACGAGGAUCGCUUCGAGUGGAACCCUGCUCUACAGGAAAUCAAAGAUCAGCUGGCAUUCCUCAAAACCGUCCGUGGAGGACGACUUAAUCACUUAAAGCACAAGCUAAAGCAUCCGGAACACUUGAUCCCAAGGUCCAGGAGUGGUUCAAGGUCGCGGGAUAGCUCUAUGCCACAGACACCGGUCGACGGAGCCCAAGACGCCUUUCCAUCGCUGGCCUCGGGAACUCUGGAAUCACGCUCUCGCAGCAGCCGGUCGCGAUCCAACUCAAAUCUGAGGCCGGCAGCGGUGAUGGCAGGUGUAGUUGCCGGUAGUAUCGGAGGUUGGUCGCCUGUGGGACGAAGUCCAGGAGAGGCAGACGCUUUCAAGCUUUCACCCUCCAGUCGACAUUCGGGUCUCGGGCAGCAUCAGGGAGUUGAAGUCCAUCCUGAUACAAGAGAAGAUGACCCGGUAAUCAGUGACUACCCAUAUUCCACUCGCGUUCCUCCAAGUCAAAAUCCAGACUUGGCACCUGAUUUCCCCCAUAGCCCUUCCCAUUCGGGCCCGCCGAGUCGCGGCCGACGAUCUACUUCGAGACAAUCAAGGCAGUCACCCAAUAAUAAUAACACUCCCCCAAGCCCAGCUGCUCCGCAGUCCUAA